Molecule: messenger RNA, 1095 nt
Organism: Canis lupus familiaris (dog)
Lineage: Eukaryota; Metazoa; Chordata; Mammalia; Carnivora; Canidae
Product: carbonyl reductase [NADPH] 1-like
Exons: 3
Coding region: 100-978 (292 amino acids)
Molecular function (GO): carbonyl reductase (NADPH) activity
Source: RefSeq, a predicted model, not a curated record
AUCUCUGACUGUGGCCAGGGCUCUGGAACACCAGCCCUCUCUGUCGUCCACAGCAUCAACCAUUCACCACACAGGCUGGUGCUUGCACUCCACACAACCAUGUCAUCAGCCCCCCGUGUGGCAGUAGUGACCGGAGCUAACAAGGGCCUUGGCUUCGCCAUCAUGAGGGACCUGUGCCGGAAUUUCUCUGGGGAUGUGGUGCUCACUGCCAGGGAUGAAGCACGGGGCCGGGCAGCUGUGCAGCAGCUCCAGUCCGAGGGCCUGAGCCCACGCUUCCACCUGCUGGACAUUGAUGACCUACAGAGCAUCUGCACCCUGCGUGACUUCCUGUGCAAGGAGUACAGGGGCCUGGACGUGCUGGUCAACAACGCAGGCAUCAACUUUGAUACUGGUGAUCCAACACCCCUACCUAUUCAAGCAGAAGUGACACUGAAAACAAACUUCUUUGGCACCCGAAAUGUGUGCAGAGAACUGCUGCCUCUAAUGAAACCCCAAGGCAGAGUGGUGAAUGUGUCUAGCGUAAUGGGCUUCGUAACCCUUAAACAGUGCAGCCCAGAACUGCAACAGAAGUUUACAAGUGAGACCAUCACAGAGGAGGAGCUGGGGAUUCUCAUGGACAAGUUUGUGGAAGACGUAAAGAAUGGAGUGCACAAGAAGGAGGGCUGGCCUGAUAUGAAACUAGUCACCUAUGGAAUAUCAAAGAUGGGUAUCACCAUUCUGUCCAGAAUCCAUGCCAGGAAACUGAGUGAGCAGAGAAGAGGUGACAAGAUCUUCCUGAAUGCCUGCUGCCCUGGGUGGCUGAGAACAGACAUGGGUGGACCAAAAGGCAUCAAAAGCCCAGAAGAAGGAGCAGAGACCCCUGUCUACUUAGCCCUUUUGCCCUCAGAUGCUGAGGGGCCUCAUGGCGAGUUUGUUAUGGAAAAGAAAGUUGAACAAUGGGGACUCUCCUUUCAGUUUCCUCCAUGGAUCGUAAUUUGAUAUCUGCCAUGAUUUGACCAAAAUAACUCUUAUGCUAUCAACAAUAUCCUUAUCAAAAAAAAAAAAAGGAAUUACUAACUCUAUUGAGUAUUCACAUUGUAUUGGUACUAAUUCUGU